Molecule: messenger RNA, 2670 nt
Organism: Trypanosoma theileri
Lineage: Eukaryota; Euglenozoa; Kinetoplastea; Trypanosomatida; Trypanosomatidae
Exons: 1
Coding region: 1-2670 (889 amino acids)
Source: RefSeq, a predicted model, not a curated record
AUGAUCUCCCUCAACUUUACGCUCUAUCGCUUUGUCUCUGACCCUGCGGGGUUCCACAACCUCCCUAAUCUUGACAGCUUGCCAUUCCUCUGCGAAUGGGCCCCUCUUCCCCGCAAUGCUCAUUCCCACUCGCAUUCGCAAUUCUACUCCCGUGGGCGGAGCGGAAGUACGGCGCCGGCGGUGUUCGCCCCAGCAGGGGACUCCAUGGCGCUUGGACUCAGCGGCCACAACGCCUCCCUGGAGCUCGAUCCUGACACGGAUGUUAUCGCCUUUGUAGUGCGGGCCGUUCAUCAGCAUAAACCGGAAUCUGUUCUCGCGCGUGGUACACUCGAUCCAGUUCCAUUUAUUGGGCGUCCAUUAAAGAGUUACGCAAUUAAACUACGUGAUGCUGCAGGAGAUGUGGUAGGACGUUUGCUCUUCUCCAUGGAGGUACGCGAAGCAUACCAAUUUGAGAGACCAGUAGAAGUUACUGCUGUUUCUGGAACUUCAGUGGAAGCAAAUAGACUCCGGAAGGAUAGAAAGACCAUUGAGGAUAUUGUCAAGAACGAAAACAAGGAAAAGAAGAGUGGUGGAAUUAAUGGUAAUAGUAAUGGUAUUGGUGAUAAUAAUACUAAUAGUAAAGAAAAUAAUGAUAAAGAUAGAAUUAACACCAACCUUGAUCAUAUUACUGGGUCAAUGCCUUACAAAACGAAGGAUAUAUCAUCAAAAUCACCACCAUACUCUGCAACGACACAGUGUAAUUCUUUGGAAACAUCACCAUCCCGUGAUAAUAGUCAAAAUCGUGGGUCUACAAAUAUACCUGGUAAUAUCUCUGUUAAUGGUGUAAAAAAAAAGGAUGAAAAGAAAUCCGAUCGUUUGCUUAUUGAUAUAGAAAGAGUUAUUAUAAAAAAAGAAGCAAUAAACUUGGAUAACCCUGCUCCUUUGCUUCUGGGUGGAAUGUAUUACGCAAAGGUACGUUAUGGUGAAAAUACUUUGUGUACACCUGCUGUAGAGUGUCGGAGCCCAAAGGAGAUUGUAUACAGUUCUCGUGUCUCAUUUGAAGAAAUACCUGAUAGCGGCGAUAAAAUUCGUUUUUCUAUUUGGGAAGAUGAACGUCAAGUGGCUGGCUUUUCGUUAGAUCCCAGUAAAUUUCGUGUUACACUUGGUGGACAUAAGGAGUAUUCUAUUCCGUUUCGUUAUUACCCAACACGGCAGGCAGCUUCAUUAGAGGUGACAGUGCAUCGUGUAAACUCUGAAUUGAAAAAUGAUAAUGAUAAUGAUGUAGGAUUAGUUGCGAAGAGGGAUGCGUCGACAAGGCAACCAAGUCCAGAACAACAAGAAGAAGAAGAAGCUCUAGAACCACCACCAUCGCUACCUACACCUGGAACUGUAAAAUAUGAGGAUAAAAGAGAAACACCUUUGCAGACUAAUACUCCUUCUUUAGCAUCACGUGUCGAAGAUAAAAUUUCUUCAGCACCUCAUAGUUUAUCUUCCAGGGAAACAUCUAAUAUUGGACAUGUUCUUUCGGCAAAAGAUUACGUUAGAAAGAGAUAUUCUAGUCCUACUGUGAGGCAGAGUCAUUGGGAUAAUGGUGUACAAAAAAGCAGCGACUCCAAUAUUCGGAACCAAGAAAAAGAAAAACCGAUACAGGAUUAUAAAGAGGAACAACAACAACAAUCACAGCAACACAAUGAAGAUAGAAAUCAGUCUAAUAUGACUGUUCCACCUUCACCGAAGGUAAUGUUAGAUGCUCGACAGCAGCAAGAAGAAGAAGAAGAACAACAACAAAAACAACAUGAACGCUAUAAUCACAGCAUUCAACAAAAACAAAAAGAACAAGAACUAUUAAAAAAAGAAGAAGCGGAACAACAACAACAACAACAACAGCAACGACGAAGACCACAACCACAAUCACAAUCACAAUCACAACGACGCACUGGUGAUGCACUACUCUCACGUAUAAGACAGAGUGAAAGACGCAACGAUUCUGAGAAUGUGAAUCGGGUACAAGCCUUCUUAAAUCAAAUUUCCCAAAGCGGUAACCGUUCUUCAUCCGCUACACGACAACCCACAGAAGGAUUGGAAGUUCCUCAACUCACUCCAGGUCGACGGGAGCCCAGUUCAAAGCUUUACCGCACCGCUGAUGAAAUGCGCUGGAGUGAGCGUAACCACACCCCACUGCGCAGCCACCACAGUGGACCGGGCGGCGCUGGCCCCAACCCCAACCGCCCCAACAGCGGCCGGCAACCGUCGGAGUGGAACACCAGCGACAUCGACGGACGGAGCCGCAGUCGGAUGGCGUGGCAGCAGCGAAUCGCAAGUGUCAGCGAGACGCCGAGCGAUCGGGCCUCCGCCAGCGGCAUCGCCGAUAGUCGUGAGCGUCUCGCAGACUCGCUGCUCUCGCGUCUGGAGCGACCGCCGGGGUUCCGUACUUCACUCAUGGAGGAGUGGCUCGAGUGGCGUGAGGCGCGGGGAUCGGCACGAGUUUCACGUGCAAGUUCUACGCACAGCACCUUUAGCCGAGAUGAUUCUAUCGCUUCCAUCGCAUCACGCAAUCGCGCGACGAGUCCGCUUCCCACAAAGACAGUGGCGGAUGCGGCGGAGCAACGGCCGUACCAACCGGUGUACACCUACCGCUCUCCAAGUACAAGGUCGUCUCUGUCAGGGAGGCCACCCAUGCCUAUGCGGUGA